CAGAAACAGGUAAUGCUAACGACUAGUAGUGUCACUUAUGUAUUUACACACCCAUUUAAAACACAACCGGAUCAGCUAUUCAUAUUAUUAAUGUUUAAUCCUGAAGUUAGUACAGCACAGGAAUAUAAAGAAGAGGUAUGUUCACCAAAAGAAAACUUCUCAUCAUUGGUGGAUUGAUAAUAGGUGGACUGUGUUCAUGGGUAAUAAUACCUAACAGUGUCAUAAGGGUAAUGAUAAACAAAAAAAUGAUUGCUAUGAAUUUAAUAAGAGAGCAUGCAUCCGUCUAUAAAGAGUUGUCAAACAAUCCACAGGCCACACCAGCGACUACAACCAAAUCGUUAAAGUUAUCUACUUCCGGACAAGAUGGUUUGUCCGAAGAAAUGAAAUCCAUCCGCCAAGACUGUGGCGACCUCUGUAAUACAUCCAGAAAAGGGUCACCAGGACCGUAUUUUGAUCAUAUCAACGCAACAAUAAAUUGUAAUGCAAUAUUAAGGAAUGCAUAUGUAGACCGGGGUCAUGGACUAGCUCGUGCACCGCCAGAAAUUCCGAAAGAGCUUAUGAAUGAGUUUAGUAUGAAUAAUCGUAUACCGGUGAAGAAGUGGUAUAUCAGCAACAUAUAUUUAGGUAAAAAAGCGUCGAGUCCAAUAUGGACAAAUAAAACAAUUGAAGAUUGGAUAAUUCUAGCAAAAGAAGGUAAAUUAAAGGGCAAUUACGGUGUAGGAGAAACAAAUGCUCUUAGAGAUGGAUUAAAACAUGCACCAGGGAUUAAAGAUGGUAGGGUUCUAGUAAUAGGUUCAGAGAUUCCAUGGGUUGAGGCAUGCGUACUUGAAGCAGGAGCACGUGAAGUUGUGACAUUAGAGUAUGGCAGUAUCAAAUCAGAACAUCCCAAAGUGAAAACUAUGAUCCCCCUGGAUUUUCGUAUGAGCUUUCUUAACAAUACUUUAGGAACUUUUGAUGGUAUUGUUACAUUUAGUUCUAUCGAACACUCAGGAUUAGGGAGAUAUGGGGACGCUUUGAAUCCCUGGGGUGAUAUUAUUGCCAUAGCACGAUCCUGGUGUGUAACCAAACCUGGAGGCUCACUUACAAUAGGUGUGCAGUAUAAUUAUGAUCAUGAAUAUCUUCAUUUUAAUGCUCACAGAUGGUAUGGUAAAAUAAGGUACCCAUACUUAACAACAAAUUGGAAACAAUACUACAGAGGCCAAGGUAGUCAACGCGUUCACGUUUUUACGAAAUAAAAACAAGAAAAAGAAAUUCGAAAGUUUGCAGAUGAAAUGAACUCGAAAAUACCAUGUGAAAUAACUUGAAAGGAACAACUUAAAUUGAUAAUUCCACCUGGAGAGUCAAUCUAUUUAAAUAAAGAUCUCUGAUCUACUUACCCUCUUAUGGGAACCCUUGUAUCGAUAGAUCUUAAUUUUAAUCAGCUGUCCAAUAAGUAGAACGGACACUUUUAAAAACUAAAGAUGGAGUGCUCUAAAAGGGUAAGAAUUUCCACAACUUAUCUGCAAUUCGGAUUCUGAUAUCAAAUCUGAUAAACUGAUUUUAUAGUUCGAUCUUAUGUAGUACUGUCACUCCACUGUCCAAGGUUAGGGGUAGGUUGGGAUCCCGCUAACAUGUUCAACACCGCCAUAUUAUAUAUGUAUGUGCCUGUCCUAAGACAGGAGCCUGUAAUUAAGUUCUUGUCGUUUGUUUUUUUGCUGUUUUUCAUAUUUGUUUUUCGUACAUUAAUUAGUUUGUAAAUUUUCUCGUUUGAUUUAUUUUACAAUGGCCAUUUCGGGGCCUUUAAUAGCUGACUAUGUGGUAUGGGCUUUUGGUCAUUGUUGAAGGCCAUAUGGUGACCUUUAAUUGUUAAUUUCUGUGUCAUUUUGUCUCGUAUGAAGAGUUUUCUCUUUGGUAAUACUACCCCAUUUUCUUUUUUAUAUUUAUAUAUUUAAAGUGCCAUAUAGAUGCCGACGUCAUUAAAUUCCAUUAUAUUUAUAUGUAAAGUGCCAUUGCCGUCCUCUUAUUUCAUUUCCGAGUAAUAUUAUUAUACUAACAGUAAUGUUUGAUAGAGUUACUAUGCAAAUAAAAAAUCUUUCAAAAUUUAA
This is a messenger RNA of Mytilus trossulus (common blue mussel), 2084 nucleotides long. RefSeq lists its product as uncharacterized. The record is from RefSeq and is a predicted model, not a curated record. The transcript is spliced from 2 exons. NCBI's taxonomy places the organism in Eukaryota, Metazoa, Mollusca, Bivalvia, Mytilida, Mytilidae. The coding region runs from base 138 to 1235 and encodes 365 amino acids.